AUGCGAAGAGAGGGAGACGGCACGGGACGGGGACGCGAGGCGAAAGUCGAGCGAGCCAAGGGGAGCGCGGAGGACGCGAACGGUGGAUCGGCGAGAGAAUUGGCGAGCGGUGACGGUGAAAAAAUGAUGUCGAGGGAUGAGGACGCGAUCGGUCAUCGACGCGCGGCGAGCGUGAGUCUCAGUACGGCGGACGUGCGAGGGGUCAACUUGACGGAGAUUAAGCGCGAGUUCGCGCGGAUUAAAUCGAGCGAGCGCGAGCCGAGAAAGUCGCACAGGAGUGAGACGGAAGAUUACGAUAACUCCUGUCCGACGUGUUUCGAGGAAUACGAGGCCGAGAAUCCGAAGAUAACGCUUCGAUGUGGACACCACUUCCACUUGGCGUGCAUUUUGGAGUGGCAAGAGUACUUGGCGGUGCAGUCGCGAGACGACACGUGCCCGGCGUGCGACGCUCCGAUAGACUUUCAGGAAUGGUUUUAG
Molecule: messenger RNA, 477 nt
Organism: Ostreococcus lucimarinus CCE9901
Lineage: Eukaryota; Viridiplantae; Chlorophyta; Mamiellophyceae; Mamiellales; Bathycoccaceae
Exons: 1
Coding region: 1-477 (158 amino acids)
Molecular function (GO): ubiquitin-protein transferase activity
Source: RefSeq, a predicted model, not a curated record